AUUCCCAGGCAAUGCAGCGGCCCACCACGUUAGGCGUUCUAUUCUCGCGAGUGACAAGGCCAUGGAUAUGCAUCAUCCAUUGGGCGUACAGUAUAUAUGUGUCAGCUUGUCAAGAUCUUGGCUGCUAGGGUUUGCUAGCGCUCUAUGGUAAGGCGGCGGCUGUGAGAAGAGAUCUCGAGCUCGCGAAUCGCCUCGCGCGGUGCACCUCGGCUGCCCUGCAUUGUACAGAUAGGUGAAGGAUCUCGCGGCAGCGAUGGCGGAGACGGCGGGAUUUCUCACAGAUGAGCAGCGCAAGCUGAUGAAAUCGGCGUCGCUGACCCGCGAGAGCUCCGCGGAGCUGCUGUCGCCGAGGGCGGCGUCGGGGAAGCACCACGAGAGGAAAUCGCAUUCGGGGAAGAAUGGGCGACCUAAAAAGGGUGGCAGUGGUGGCAAGGGGACUUGGGGAUCCGUCAUGGAAGAUGGUAGCAAGAGGGUUCUUAUUGAUCGAAACGAUCCUAACUAUGACAGUGGAGAGGAACCAUACCAUCUGAUCGGUGCUCACGUCGCUCAGUCGUUACAAGUGUACAAAGAGAAGGUUGUAUAUAUAGUGGAGGAAUAUUUUGCUACUGGCAACGUCGCGGACGCGGCCACAGAUUUGCGAGACCUCGGCUCGCCGAGCUACCAUCACUACUUCGUCAAGAGGCUGAUUUCCAUGGCGCUGGACAGGCACGACAGGGAGAAGGAGAUGGCGUCGGUUCUACUGUCGGCCCUCUACGCCGACGUGAUGGAGCCGGACCAGUUAGCCAAGGGAUUUACCAAACUGCUCGAGUCGGCGGACGACUUGGCGCUUGACAUUCCGGAUGCUACCGACGUCCUGGCACUUUUUCUUGCUCGAGCAGUGGUGGACGACAUUCUCCCGCCGGCAUUCUUGUCCAAGACGCAGGCUGUGUUACCGGACGGCUCCAAGGGCCUCGAGGUUCUCCAAAACGCCGAGAAGAGCUACCUCAACGCGCCGCUGCAUGCAGAGGUCGUCGAGCGACGCUGGGGUGGCAGUACCCAGACCACCGUCGAGGAAGUGAAGCGCAAGAUCACCGACCUGCUGAAGGAGUACGUGGAGAGCGGGGACCAGGCCGAGGCCCGCCGCUGCAUCCGAGAGCUCAACGUGCCUUUCUUCCACCACGAGGUGGUCAAGAAGGCCCUGACUCUGGUGAUUGAGAAGAAGAGUGCCGAGGCCGGGAUCGUGUCCCUCCUCCAGGAGUGCGCCGACGAGGGUCUCAUCUCCUCCAACCAGAUGUCCAAAGGCUUCUCCCGCGUUUUCGACGCGCUGGAGGACCUCUCGCUGGACGUCCCGCAGGCCCGUGAGAUUCUCGAGGACCUCGCAGCCAAGGCCAUGUCCGCUGGCUGGCUCAGCUCCUCGUUCGUCACUCCCGCUGCUGCUUCUGCUGCUGCUGCUGCCGCCGCUGCUUCCAACGACGAUGGUGCUGCAGCAAACGGUGACACCGCCGUCGACGAUGCUCAUGUCUUCAAGCAGAAGGCCACCGGGAUCAUCCAGGAGUACUUUUUGUCCGACGACAUAGCGGAGGUGGUGCGGAGCCUCGAGGACCUGGCAGCCCCGGACUUCAACGCGGUGUUCGUCAAGAAGCUCAUCACCCUGGCCAUGGACAGGAAGAACCGGGAGAAGGAGAUGGCGUCGGUGCUCCUGUCGGCUCUCUACGCGGAGGUGAUCCCGGUGGGGCAGAUUGGAAAGGCGUUCACGAUGCUGCUCGAGUCGGCCGAGGACACGGCCCUGGACAUCCCGGACGCCGCCAACCAGCUCGCUUACUUCCUUGACCGCGCGGUGGUGGACGACAUACUCCCGCCGCUCUACCUGGAGGAGAUCAACGAGCAGCUGCCGGAGGGGUCUCUGGGAAAAGAGAUCGUCCACUCGGCCGAGUCCAUCCUGGCGGCGCGGCACGCUGGGGAGCGGAUCCUGCGCUGCUGGGGAGGCGGCACGGGCCGCGCGGUGCUGGACGACGCCAAGGACAAGAUUGCCAAGCUGCUCGAGGAGUUUGAGAGCGGCGGCGACAUGGGGGAGGCGUGCCAGUGCGUGCGCGACCUGGCCAUGCCAUACUUCCACCACGAGGUGGUGAAGCGCGCGCUGGUGAUGGCCAUGGAGAGGAAGAGCGCGCGGCCGCUGUGCUUCCUCCGCGAGUGCUCCAGCGAGGGGCUUAUCACGACGAGCCAGAUGGUGAAGGGAUUCGGCAGGGUGGCGGACUAUAUCGACGACCUCGCGCUCGACAUCCCCGACGCCAAGAGUAAGUUCCAGGGGUUCGUGGACGAGGCCAAGGCACAGGGCUGGCUCUCCAGUGCCUUUGGAGGCGCUGCGCAAGCCAAUGGUAGUGCCUAAGUGGUGCGCACUCCCUCUCUCGUUUUUUUUUUCCUGAAAUUAUAUGCUGGUAUCUUUGACUUUUA
Molecule: messenger RNA, 2430 nt
Organism: Selaginella moellendorffii
Lineage: Eukaryota; Viridiplantae; Streptophyta; Lycopodiopsida; Selaginellales; Selaginellaceae
Product: programmed cell death protein 4
Exons: 3
Coding region: 254-2365 (703 amino acids)
Biological process (GO): negative regulation of DNA-templated transcription
Source: RefSeq, a predicted model, not a curated record